GCGUCUGUAGUUUCCGAAUCACUCCCACGUAUAUUGUCUAUUUACGUUUGUAGCUUACAUUAUGUGCGCACUAUAGUAGUGAUCGUGGGUCAAGCCUCAUAUUAAGGGCAUCCAGAUAUGGAGUUCUUCCCGCUUGGCAAUGCGGAGCUUGGAAUACGGACUUUCCUGACGUCUGUCCAUGCGAAUGAUCAAUGUGGCAGUGAUGGCUUACCGCUCACCCCGAAUUCAAUCAAAGUUUUCGGCCGUUUUCAACAACUAAAGGACAUCACACAUCCUAACCUGUGCAGAUACGUGGACAUUGCACGUGGAAAACAUGAGAGGUUGAUAGUUGUACAGGAACACUACAAGACAAGCUUGGCAACAGAAGCAAACAGUGGAAUAUACUCAUGUAUAUCCACUGUGAUACGGCUUGCAUAUCAGAUACUGCAAGGAAUCGACCAUUUAAACCGACAAGGGCUUGUACACAGGUGUUUAUCUCCCAAAGCUAUUCUGAUUGACGGCGUAGGGUGUGCAAAGCUUACAAACUUUGGUCUCUACACGAUGACAGACUAUGGGACAAGUGUCGACUUUCCCAUUGGGUCUCCAAGCUACCUAGCACCAGAAGUGUUAGCCAGUGGUCGGCUGCCCGCCACUUUACAACUUUUGUCUAGCCCAAAGACAGAUGUGUGGUCGCUAGGAGUAAUAUUACUAGAGCUUCUCCUGGGAAUUGAGUUGUGGAGUAAGCUCAACAUGGCAUCCAUGCUGAAGCAAGUAAUUUGUCUCCUGCAGUCUCACGAGCCAGUACAAGAUAUUGCCCACAGUCAUGGUGUGCUCGAAAAACUAAAGAAUGUGCCAUCAUCAUUGCUUGAUCUUCUUACUAAGUGUUUGACAGUGAAAGCAAACAGUCGGCCAUACCCAUCUGAUUUACUACAACAUCCUGUAUUUGCAGAAGAGCAGCUGGCAAAGGUUCCGAGCAUCAAUGGCCUGCACUUGUUCACAGGGAAGUUGAGAUGCAGAAAGCUGGAGCUGCCACCAGUCAAUGACCUGUUAGCAGAGGGCGAGGAAGCAGAAGACAUGCCGACAGACUACCUGGCCGAACGGGGCAUGGACGAGGUGUACUACCUGUGGAGCCUUGCCGGCGGAGACCUGGAGAACGAGUUAAGCAAGCGUGGCAUGAUCAAAAAGAAGCCGCCCAUUUUCAUGCAGCCAAAUGUGGUACUACAGAAUGGGGAGCCAUUCGGUCAGGAGGCCCAUCGUUCCAAUACCCUAGAUGAAACUGUUGUCUGCUUGUCACUGGAUACUCUGAAGGAUCGACUAAAGGAAGUGCACCCAUCGAUUUACUUUCCACUCCUCGAAGAACUAAAACCAGUUCUUCCUAUGUCGCCAAGCAUGAGUGAUCUAUCUGCAACAGCCACCUUGCCGCUGAUCAUUCGAGAGAAAGACAUCGAAUAUCAGUUGCACAGGGUGGUCCUGUUUAAGCGUCUGCUAGAGGGAUACCCGUACAAGCGCUCGCAGAUCUGGAGAGAAGCUAGGGUCGACAUUCCACCGCUCGUGAGGCCGUACGUCUGGGCAACCCUGCUUGAUAUUGAGGGUGAUGUGCGCGCGUGCUACGACGCCAUCGACAAGCGAACGGCAACGGCGACCGACCGGCAGAUCGAGGUCGACAUUCCGCGCUGCCACCAGUACAACGAGCUGCUGUCGUCGCCGGAGAGCCACGGCAAGUUCAAGCGCGUGCUGAAGGCGUGGGUGAUCAGCCACCCGCAGUACGUCUACUGGCAGGGCCUCGACUCCCUCUGCGCCUCCUUCAUCUACUUAAACUUCAACGACGAAGCUCUGGCAUAUGCGUGCAUGACAAAUUUCAUCAAUAAAUACUUGCACAAGUUUUUCAUGAAGGAUAAUGCAGCUGUGAUUCAAGAAUACCUGGCAGUGUUUUCACACAUGAUAGCAUUCCACGAUCCAGAUGUGUCCAACCAUCUGGACACUAUAGGUUUCAUCCCAGAACUCUACGCUAUUCCCUGGUUUCUUACCAUGUACGCACAUGUGUUCCCCCUGCACAAGAUAUUUCAUUUAUGGGACACACUGUUGCUAGGCGACUCAUCGCUACCAUUGUUUAUCGGGGUAGCCAUCUUGAAACAGUUGCGCACCAACUUGCUUUCUUUUGGGUUCAAUGAAUGCAUAUUGGUUUUCUCUGACUUGCCAGAAAUAGACAUGGAGAAAUGCGUUCAAGCCUCUAUACAUUUUUUCCGGAGCACACCAAAGAGCGCCACCUUUAGGCAACAUGCAAGGCCAAAGACGAAGGGUGAAAAAUCAGGAGAAGGCAGAGCUUUAUACACGAAGGAUGCGCUGCCGCUCGCAGACUCUGAAGGAGAGAGGUGCGCGCCAGUGUCGGCGCGGGAUCUCUUCGAGCCCUGGUGCGGCUCGCGUCCUCCUCGUCCGCCGCCGGCCGACCCGCCACCCGCGCGCAGCACCAUACAGCAUCCAGCGCGGCCAGGUGCGCUCCCAGUGCUUGUCAUCGACGUGAGACUCAGCGAGGACUACUUACGCGGGACGGUUCCCGGAGCGGUGAACAUCCCCUUUGCCUCGGCCUUCUCACCAGAUGGCGGCCUCGUGUCGUCGUCUGCCGUGUCUCAGCUGUACGCGCAUCGCGGGAGACUCGUCGUCGUCGUCGGCAACAGAGGCAACCACGCUGCACAGUUUGCAGGUGAGCUUGUCGCCAUUGGAUUCUCCAAGGUCUGUGUGCUGCACAACGGACUGGAUGCCCUCAAGUCAACGGGGUUGAUGUCUGUCCCACGACCUGAGAUCUAGUGUCAGUCGCGGGGGCGGACACUGCUGCUAUCUUCAAAACCAUGACAGCCUCAAUGAGGAAUGUAUAAUAUAGAGACUCUAUAUAUUAUGGCUCUCUUUAUUAUUCACUCCAGAUAUCAUGCGUAGCCGUGGAAAAAAUCCAUUUGGCAAUGUGUGCUCGUCGUUAAAAAACACUUGUCUGUGUGGUUACACCUGCAUUUGGGAGUUAAAAUGGUUGCAUUCCUAUUGUGAUUGAUUGAUUGAUUGAUUGAUUGAUUGAUUGAUUGAAUUGUGAUUGAUUGUCAAGCUUGCCGAGUGCUGUCGUGCUUUGCAGAGGUAAUACCUGCCAUGUUUUCUUGUCUGUAUAUACGGUGAGGCUACUUUUUGCGUUCGUUAUCUCUAUGAGCAUGAUGUAUAGUUAUUAUCAGGUGGAUAUAGCUCUGAGUGUACAGUAAUAUGAAUUAACUGUAAUGAAUUGCCUAUAUUUUGUUCUGAGCGGGGGCGUCGUGUUAUGAAGCGUCACGGACCUUCUGUAUAUAGUACGUGUUUUGUGCAUUUUAGAUAGUACCACCAGAGCAUAUAUAAAUCACGUUGAUUGAUAUGCUCUGGUACCAGGGUACAUUCCGGUAUACCGGACCGUACCCAGGGUACGUUCCGGCAGUACCCUGGGGGACAUAGACCCUCUCAGCGCAAGCAUCGUGUAAUACCAACCAUGUCCGGAGGCACAGCCUAAGUAAACGGUGUGCUUAUAUGUUACUACUUGUAAGUUGAAAACGAAAAAGUUGAAGGGAAUCUUUCGAUACUCAUGGAUUAUGCCGUUAUCAGAUAUAAUUUUAUAUUAUGGUUUUGUUGGAACAAAUUGCCAUCUUGAUACGAGAUCCUACUGCGUGCCCAAGCAGUACCAGUUGUAUUGCCUAAAGGUUAUCGAUAAGCAUGUGCUCUAUGCCAGUGUUCUUGGAAUUGACAAGGAGAGUUAGAUAUGUCACGCUCUCUGUUUUUUUACUGUAGCAUUUGGUAGAUACAUAGAACAUAUCUAAAGGAGUGUCUGAAAAUUAAUAAUAAAUUCUUUCUUUAUAAAUAAAAUAAUAAUAUACACUGUCGAGAGCCACUAAGUCAAAGAGCAACAUGAAUAUUUCUCUGGCAACAUCAGAAAUAAUUAGUAUAUUUAUAAUAAUCAUAGAAAUCAUGAGUGCAUUUAUAGUUUUUAUUGCCAUUGCUUUUGAUUUCGAGAUAUUGCUUCAACUAAACAGUGUUGUAUGAUAGUAAAUAUAAUCAGGAGUAGAUAA
Priapulus caudatus is the source of this 4049-nucleotide messenger RNA. RefSeq names its product TBC domain-containing protein kinase-like protein. Lineage: Eukaryota; Metazoa; Priapulida; Priapulimorpha; Priapulimorphida; Priapulidae. The record is from RefSeq and is a predicted model, not a curated record. Gene Ontology annotation, biological process: protein phosphorylation; activation of GTPase activity. Gene Ontology annotation, molecular function: ATP binding; GTPase activator activity; protein kinase activity.